Cadophora gregata is the source of this 2176-nucleotide messenger RNA. RefSeq lists its product as uncharacterized. Lineage: Eukaryota; Fungi; Ascomycota; Leotiomycetes; Helotiales; Ploettnerulaceae. The coding region runs from base 1262 to 1813 and encodes 183 amino acids. The record is from RefSeq and is a predicted model, not a curated record. The transcript has a single exon.
AAAAAACGCAGAGCAGAUUGUUGGAAUGCAAAGUGGAAUCAAACGCUCAAAGGGCAAAAGUACAGCAGAAGAACGAGUACGUGAAGAAGGAAAAUUAUCACAACGUACUCCCCAUGUCCUCCGCACUCCUACCAAUGGAAGUAAUCAGGGCCAUCAAAAUCUUCCAUCCAGGCUGAGGCUACUGACUGACAGCUGUGCCGAGGACGCGCUCAAGGCAUCCGUAGGCAUAGUCACAAAACCUCUUCACGGUUCAGAAACAUUCAUUUGUGCUCUCAUGCUGUACCUUCUUCCCAAACCUUUCAAUGCCCCUUCAUCCUUGGAUGGCACACAGCUAACUUGCCAAAAGGCCGAGUGGGAAGUGACAAGCACGAAAGUCCCAAAACAAUCAUGCGAGUUGUAAACUCAUCUCCUCGAGACAACACAGAUUUUGACGGGGCAACCCUCAACAACCUGGUCAACCAACAAACUCCCAGCAUGGGCAAAAUAUCUAGUGUUCGAGAAAACACUUCUCACCAGCGACGCGACCAUCACCAACCGAUGGAUCCUAAACAAUCUAGACGAUGACAACACCUAGAAGUCAUACAAAUGGUGCCGCGGGCUCAACAUCGAUAGCAUCCGUACAUCGAAGGAGAUCCACGAGCUCUGGAUGAAGCUGUUAUUCGAGAGUAAUGCUUCCCAAUUCAAUCGCCUCGUUGAACGACGACUGUAGAACCAAUCGAUUGGCGCCCCUCCGCCGAACAAGCCUGUUUAUCUCGUUAAGAUCGCAUCUCUGAUAGAACGAGCUGUUUUGCACGAUCCGCAUGUUGACAGUGAUGCACUCGCUUCUUAGAGAUACGUGCAACAGCUACCAGAGGGGCCGGAUACUGAGCAGUUAUCUUUCAUCAGAGCGGUUCUUCGUCGUCUGAAAAGGUUGAAGUGUUGAUCGUUGAGACCUACCAUUGCUACCGAUGAGUAGAUUGAUGGUGUGGUUGAAUCUAUCGACACUUGUUCUCCAUUGAGAAGAUAGAUAUGGUCGAAAGCCCAGAUCAUGGCAAAAGCUUGACCAGCAACCAAGUGGUACUCAGGACCGCGGCGUGGAGCCAACGCAGGCUGCUUCAACCAGCCUGCUAGCUGCUGCGAUGCAGACUUCGGCGAAGCAACCUGACGAUGGGGGCCAUACGGCAAGAAGUAAACGGACACGGAGCCUACCGUCGUCUAAUGUUCCAUUGUCAAUCUGCUCAUCGUCCAGGGCUCGAUAUCGGCAACAGAGGAUUCACAUUCGAUGAUACCAGCGGGAGCACUUGGCGCAACCGCUCUCAAUACUUGCCUUUCGUCGUAUGGCAACCAACCAAGUGCAGUACAGGACACUGGUCCGUUCACCAAGCACGUUCUUCAACCAGGUAGUAGUCUUGCCAGACUACAGAGGUGGAAAUUGACGAGGUGGAAGAUGCAGAGAAAGAUUCCGAGGGACGAGGUGCUCGACCAGGAACAGGGCCUGGGAUCUGGUGAUAGCGAUGACGACGGACCAGAAGAUAGCGAGAAUUAUUUCUACUCGGUAGAGUUGCCCUCAGAUUUCUUAGGCGGUCUCCGUUUAGUUGUGCCUGGUCGUGGCAAAUGGCACAUUGGUCGCCGACUCGUACGAUUAGCGGCCAAGAUGCUUUGCCGAUUCAAGAGCAGCGUCUUCUUGCAGCAAGUUGCAGGAGUACUUAGCAAUACAAUACUGCAUUCUGAGAUUGCCGAUCCAAAUAAUCAACCUGUCAAGGGUGUUGAACCCGUCUGCUCGUCUGUCGCGUACCAGGAAUGUGGAUAUGUCUCAACUACUGUAAUCCCCUAGCGAUGUAUCCUUUCUCACUCUCCACGAAACCAUCUUCCUUUGUGUGCUUUCUGGAGUUCUGGGACCUCAUUGUCUCUUUGUGUGGAUAUUGCAUUUGAGUUGUAAAUGUGAUGGCGAGACUGAGUUGCCGUAUUCCCGCGACCGCACGAGGAGGAGUUCCAGCGUGUUUGCCAGAACAAAGAAUACGCCCUACUUUCGAACCAGGAGCAGUACCAGGCCAUGUGUAUAGUUACCUGGCCAUCAGUUGCCGCAACAUCGACAUGGAAUCGAUGUGAUCGAUUAGUCUGCAAACCGUCUGCUUUUCAUGAUAUCGCUUGGACAUUUCGACAAUGCUGACACGGUCUGUCCUGCGCUCAGCAAAGG